AUAUUAAUCCUACAUGACUUAAAGCCUACGUAGUACAAUUUGUUAAACAGAAAGGAAACGACAAAGCAAAAGUUGUUACAAUUGAAAAGUAGUACGUAGUACGUACUACAACAACCCUAAACUUCAAGGUGCAUGCAGGGAACACAACGGUGCUAGCAGUUCUUCUUGACUUCCAGAGAGCUUCUCGGCAGUUUCCAUAAAAAGGAAUUAAUUGUUGACGGGAUGAUAGUAGGGAUCAAAUAUGGACGGGUCGGUUGGAAUAGGUUAAACAAAAAUGGAUAAAAUAUUCGAUCCGCCUAUAGUUAACACAGAUAAUAAAUGGAUUAAGAGACGGAUAAUGUGGUGUUUUCAUAAAUAAACGAACACAAGCUAAAAAACAGAAUAAACUUAAAACUCUCAGAAAGCAAGAAAUCAUGUAAAAUAACAAGCAACAAAUAUGUAUUUUGAUAAUAUGGAUAUCCAUUUUCAAAAAGUCAAGAUAUGUAAUGGGUCGUUACUUGUAUUCUCAAAUUAUUUUGUCAGCCGUAAAUGAUGGUACUAGUUUGUUUUUCCAACUUCGGAAAAACAGUACCCAACAGGGCCCAGAGGUUGGGCGUGAUAAAUGGAUGAUGCAGUAGAUAUAUAACCAUAACCACUAGAUAAUAUAAGGCAAUUAGUACAUACUGACAAUGGAUUAUGUAGUCAUUGUAGGUGGAUUACUACUUGCCUGGACUUUGCUUCAAUGGGUAGCAAUAAGCAAGAGAGGUAACAAAAAACUUCCACCAGGGCCAAUUCCCCUUCCAUUGAUUGGAAAUUUGCAUAAUAUUCUUGGCGAUCAACCUCACAAGUCACUUGCCAGGCUUGCCCAAAAAUAUGGCCCAAUGAUGGGCCUCAGGAUGGGGCAAAUAACGACAGUGGUAAUAUCUUCAUCAGCCGUGGCAAAACAAGUCUUACAAAAACAAGAUUUGUCCUUCUCCAGCAGAACAAUUCCAGAUGCAAUCCGUACCAAUAAUCACCAUCACCUCUCUGUGGUGUUUCUACCUGUUUGCUCUCUAUGGAGAAGUAUGAGGAAAAUCUUGAAUUCUAAUCUCUUCUCUGGCAACAAGCUUGACGCAACUCAGCAUCUCAGGUCCCAAAAGAUGCAAGAUUUUAUUGCUUAUUGCGGCAAGUGUAGCCAAACUGGCGAGUCAGUGAAUAUAGGCCAAGCUGCUUUCGAGACCAUGCUUAAUUUACUUUCCAAUACCAUUUUUUCCAAGGAUGUAGUGGACCCUUAUGCAAAUUCAGGUAAAGAAUUUAAGGAUAUAGUCUGGGACGUUAUGGAAGAAUGUGGUAAGCCCAAUUUCGCCAAUUAUUUCCCCCUCUUGAAAAGGAUUGAUCCUCAAGGGAUAAGGCGACGCAUAGGCAAGCAUUCUGAUAAAUUGCUACAGCUGAUUGGGGGAUUGAUUGAUGAACGAUUGGAGCAAAGGAGGCAGUUGCCAAAUGGCGGUAGAACAGAUUUUCUUGAAGUUAUGUUAAAUACUAGCGAGGAAGAUCCGCAGGCAUUCGACAGAAAUCAUAUAGAACACUUGUGCCUGGACCUUUUCAUUGCGGGAACGGAUACAACUUCAAGUACAUUAGAAUGGGCAAUGGUAGAAGUUAUGAGAAAACCAUACAUAAUGAAUAAAGCUAAAAGCGAGUUUGCAGAUGUUAUUGGCAAAGGAAAGAUAAUCGAAGAAGGCGAUAUUGGUCGUCUCCCUUAUUUGCAGUGCAUAGUGAAAGAAACCUUGCGGAUGCACCCUCCAGUACCCUUUUUGAUUCGCAAGGUCGAUCAGGAAGUCGAGGCGUGUGGCUAUUUUGUCCCGAAAAACUCCCAGGUGUUAGUGAACGUAUGGUCAAUAGGUCGUGAUCCAGCUACAUGGGAGGAUCCUCUGACAUUUAAGCCUGAGAGAUUUUGGGAUUUGAAAAUGGAUGUUCGUGGCCAAGAUUUUGAACUCAUUCCAUUUGGUGCUGGUAGAAGAAUUUGCCCGGGAUUAACUUUGGCGACAGCGAAACUAUGUACAAUGUUGGGUUCGUUGUUGAAUUCAUUUGAUUGGAAAGCUGAAGGCGAUAUUGCAGCACAAGAUUUGGAUGUAGAAGAAAAGUUUGGUCUUACACUAGCGAGAGCACGUCCUUUACGAGCUAUACCUAUUUCGCUUUAAACGUUGGCAUGUAAUAAUGUUAUUAUUGUGAAGACAUGAGUUAGUUUAGAAUUUUUUUCCCCUCCAAAUGUUGUUAUUGUUGGAUUCUUCUCUCUUUUAAAUAAGGGUACUAUUGUCUUUUGUAUUUGUAUACUCUUUUUUGGAGUAAUUUUGAAUGAUUGACAGGAGUAAUA
Molecule: messenger RNA, 2329 nt
Organism: Solanum tuberosum (potato)
Lineage: Eukaryota; Viridiplantae; Streptophyta; Magnoliopsida; Solanales; Solanaceae
Product: geraniol 8-hydroxylase-like
Exons: 3
Coding region: 669-2156 (495 amino acids)
Molecular function (GO): oxidoreductase activity, acting on paired donors, with incorporation or reduction of molecular oxygen; monooxygenase activity; iron ion binding
Source: RefSeq, a predicted model, not a curated record